AUGGCUUCAGAGUCACCCCAGAUAGAAAUGUCACCGCCGCAGUCGGAUCCCCGCGAUCAUUCCGUCGGUGCGUCUGAUUCCAACAAGAGAAAGGCGGAACAAGGAAACGGAACGCAGGCGCGCACGAAGCGGAAUCGCUACAUCUCCAUUGCAUGUGAAUUCCGGUCAAUCACAGAUCAGAUCACUACUCUACAAGACCAAGUCAAUAGCUUGUUCAGCAAUCUUAAUGAACUUCGCACCCAAAGACCAGCCUUUGAAUCACCAGGGUUUGAGCAUCUCUCUCGAGAUGGGUCUCAGUCAGUCUAUACUCCAAUACAAGCUGGGCUCGAAAAGCCCCGAGCCCGUCCCCCACGCUUUCAUGGUCCAACAAGCUCGGCCUUCAACUUUGACGUGGCCAAAUCCAGUUUGCAGAAUAUGGGUAUCACCCCAGCGGAAGAUGGAAUCCCAGAUGGCUUGACCACCGCACAUGUUUCUCCAACAGGGUCACCACCUCCCAAUCUGGGACAACUUCUUCCAACCACACACCCUACCAAGGAUCCAAUAUGGACGAUCCCGCGUGAAAAUGCAAUGCGUCUUUGUAAGGUUUACGAGGAAGAGAUUGGGAUCAUGUAUCCUGUGGUGGAUAUCGCCAAGGUUACCAGCCAGGCUAAUCUGCUCUACACAUUCAUAGAGGCUGCCACCAGGACAGGCUUUGCACAAAGAGGGUUUCCGGGUUCUGACGGUCUUCACGACGAAAGCUCGAUUAUUCUUAAAUUGAUUCUCGCAACCACGCUGGUCGUGGAGGGGGCGGUCAAAUUGUGGGAGCCUCAUACCAUCAAAACUAUCCAGCUCUUUGCUAUUGUGGCCACAUACCAUUACCAUACAGACGAUGAUGCCAUGGCUUAUCGGCUUAUUGGGUUGGCGGCACGGAUGUGUUUAGAGAUGGGAUUGCAUCGUCGGGAUGCUUUGGUGAAGUCAUUCCCAGAUGAGGUCCAGUGGGACGAGAUCACUCGGCUGUUCUGGUCAGUCUACAGCUUGGACAGACGAUGGAGUUUAGGAACAGGGUUACCUUUCGUGAUUCAGGACGAGGAUAUUGAUCCGAACUUACCAGAACCUGAUGCAUCGCUGCCUUACUUGCGCUGCAUGGUCCUAUACAACCGGAUCAGCUCGAAGAUCUGGUACUCUGGUUUGGGCUCCGAAGGCACCACUGAUGUCCGUCGUGAUGAGAUCGGCUAUCUGGAUUACCAAAUCCUGCAGUGGUACAAGCAGGUUCCAGAGGAGCUCAAGUUCUAUCCUGUCGACUCCCCCAAAAACGGCGAAAACGUAAGCAGAGGCAUGAAGCGACUCAGGGUUCUCUUAUACCUGCGGAUGAACCAGCUGCGCAUCCUGAUAUAUCGCCCUGUGCUCCAUUCUCCUGCCAGCAUUGCCGAAGAUCGAGGCCACGCACAGACUGUUGUGGAAGUAGCCAAAGACUCAAUCCGUGUCCUAACUCGGCUGAAUCAGUUGUCCGAUAUCUACCGGACACAGCAAAUAACAUUCAACUAUUUCUUGGUUGCUGCCUUGGCGGUGCUAUUCCUAGCAGUGUCCCAUGCCCCGGUCGACUUCAACCGACAGGUCCGCGAUGAAUUCUACAUGGCUCUAGACCUGGUCAACGGGUUCAGUACCAAGUCCUACGUCUCCAAGCGGUUAUGGAAGACGAUUAAAGGUCUACGAAAGAUCGGCGAGAAACUUGGUGUUCUCGCCCGUCCUUUUGGAACGGACUCAAAUGAUCCUCAUUCAAGCGCUGCGGUCGCCAUGGCCGGGCUCGCGGGACAUCCAAUCCAGGACCUGUCUAUGUACGGGCCUCUGAAUGGUGGGAACGAACUUGGAAGUAGUCCUCUCAAUGGACUCCAGAUGAGUCAAGAGUUGACAAACCUGUUUGAGGCUGUUGGCGCAUUUGGUAAUUUCAUAUCUAACACUUCAAGUGACGGUAUUAAUGGAUUCGUUGGGCCGGAUGGGGAAAUUCAGAACACUGGCGAGGGUUUGUCUGGGGUUUUGGGCGAUGAGGGAGAGUUUGCUCGAGUCAUUCGAGACUUGUUCUGA
Molecule: messenger RNA, 2061 nt
Organism: Penicillium psychrosexuale
Lineage: Eukaryota; Fungi; Ascomycota; Eurotiomycetes; Eurotiales; Aspergillaceae
Product: transcription factor domain-containing protein
Exons: 5
Coding region: 1-2061 (686 amino acids)
Biological process (GO): DNA-templated transcription; positive regulation of transcription from RNA polymerase II promoter by galactose
Cellular component (GO): nucleus
Molecular function (GO): RNA polymerase II cis-regulatory region sequence-specific DNA binding; DNA-binding transcription factor activity, RNA polymerase II-specific; zinc ion binding
Source: RefSeq, a predicted model, not a curated record